GCUCAGACAACUUGAUACAGAGUAACAGUAAAUCAGACAGAGCAGCUCCUACAGCACCAGCAGUGAAAUUGUAACCCUGUUGCAAGUAUUUUUGGCCGCUGAUAGGACCGAGUGAGAUCACUGCGGUCUCUUUUCUCGGAUAGACUCAAGAGUUGUUCGGCAAGAGCAACGCAGGGACCGUUUUCAGUCUCAUUUCUGCUAUAUCUCAAUAUUAUAUCACACUGGAAAUGUCCGAAAACAAGCCGAAUGAUGAACCGAAGUUAUCUACGACGGACAGGGUGGUGAAAUCUGUCCCGUUCCCCCCUAGUCACCGGCUGACGGCUAAAGAGGUGUUUGACAGCGAUGGGAAGCCCAAAGUGGACGUGCUGAAAGCUCACCUAACCAAGGAAGGCCGUGUGGAGGAGUCGGUGGCUCUGAGGCUCAUAGGAGAGGGCGCCGCAAUCUUGCGUGCAGAGAAGAACCUCCUGGACAUCGAGGCCCCUGUGACAGUGUGCGGAGACAUCCAUGGGCAGUUCUUUGACCUGAUGAAGCUGUUUGAAGUCGGAGGAUCACCAGCAUCCACGCGCUACCUUUUCCUGGGGGACUACGUUGACAGAGGGUAUUUCAGUAUUGAAUGUGUGCUGUACUUGUGGGCCUUAAAGAUCCUUUACCCCAAAACACUGUUUUUGCUGCGUGGGAAUCAUGAAUGUAGACAUUUAACAGAGUAUUUCACAUUUAAGCAGGAAUGUAGAAUUAAGUAUUCAGAGAGGGUGUAUGACGCAUGUAUGGACGCCUUCGACUGCCUUCCCCUGGCUGCACUUAUGAACCAGCAGUUCCUGUGUGUACACGGAGGACUGUCUCCAGAAAUCACAAAUCUUGACGACAUCAGGAAACUAGACAGAUUCAAAGAGCCCCCAGCGUACGGACCAAUGUGCGACCUGCUGUGGUCCGACCCCCUGGAGGACUUUGGGAACGAGAAAAGCCAAGAGCAUUUCACACACAACACAGUGCGAGGCUGUUCCUACUUCUACAGCUACCCUGCAGUCUGUGACUUUCUACAACACAAUAACUUAUUAUCUAUCAUCCGGGCCCAUGAAGCGCAGGAUGCUGGAUAUCGCAUGUACAGAAAGAGUCAGACCACUGGCUUUCCAUCCCUUAUCACCAUCUUCUCUGCACCCAACUACCUAGAUGUCUACAACAACAAAGCGGCAGUGCUGAAGUACGAGAACAAUGUGAUGAACAUCCGACAGUUCAACUGCUCGCCUCACCCUUACUGGCUGCCCAACUUCAUGGACGUCUUCACCUGGUCCCUGCCCUUUGUCGGGGAGAAGGUAACUGAGAUGCUAGUGAACGUAUUGAGCAUCUGCUCCAAUGAUGAGCUGACAACUGACGAGGAGCUUGACGGACAGCUAAUAUAUCCCCCCAAAAAAGGUGCCACAGCUUCUGCUCGUAAAGAGGUCAUCCGCAACAAGAUCCGUGCCAUUGGCAAGAUGGCCAGGGUAUUUUCCGUGCUCAGAGAGGAGAGUGAGAGCGUGCUGACACUGAAGGGACUGACCCCGACAGGCAUGCUACCAAGUGGAGUGCUGUCCGGUGGCAAAGAAAAGCUGCAGAAUGCUACUAUUGAAGCUAUUGAGGCUGAUGAAGCCAUCAAAGGCUUCUCGCCCCAGCACAAGAUCACCAGCUUCGAGGAGGCGAAGGGGCUGGAUCGCAUCAACGAGAGGAUGCCGCCGCGGCGAGACGCCUUGCCCUCGGACGCCAGCCUCAACUCCCUCAACAAGGCCCUGUCCUCGGAGACCAACGGCACAGACGCCAAAGGAAGCACCAGCAGUGGCAGCAACAUCCAGUGAAGCCCAGCAGCAGGCGCCACCUUGGCCGACGGGGCUGCCCUGCCCCCAGCCUCAUCACGGCCCGCCACCGCAGAAAAGGGGCAAAGGGUGAAAGAGUGGAGAGGAGGGGGAGUGUUGGAGAGUGGAGAGUGGAGGGGGGAGGCAUCUAUGGCUCACACUGGGGGGACAUCUCACUUUCUAGUCUUUGGAUAUGCCUUCAAAAUAUUAGUUCAUAGUCAAAUCUGCUAAGUUAUUGCUGGGUCACAUUUCUGAAUGGUCAGGCCUUUAUCGCGCUUGACUCCCCACCACACCGCAGUAUGUCAGAGAGAAAGAGAGCGAUAGAGAGAUCUUAAAGGUGAUUUAUUUUUUCUUUUAUUUCUUGAAAGACCCUUGCUCAUUUACACCGAAACGGAAAGUCGUGUAACUUCUUACUAACUAUUGUACGUUUACAAAAAUACAGCACUAAAAAGGACAGAACAUGAGAUAAUGUUUUUAACGUAUAAGGGUGUACAAACUAAAUAAGGACUAUUUAUUGAUAACUUUUUGUUUUGCUACUCUUAUAAAAUAGCUCUGAAAUUAAUUAGGCAGUCUUAAAAAGAAUGUUGCAAUGUUGUCGAAAUGCCAAAUAAUGGAACGUUUUAUGGUUUUGUACAUAUUAUGCUUACCUCAGGUUCUUUUGGUGUGUGCUUUGACCUGAUUUUUCUGUAUAAUGGCUAAAUAACUCGGUAAUGAAUACCUAUUUUCUUGAGUUUCAUAACUGGAAUUUACAUUUACCUAUCUAUCAUUUGCAAAUAUGUUUAUUUUUUGUCUCUUUUGGAAGGGGUGGGGGGGGUAGAUUUAUCGUGGCUUGCUGGAAUUGAGUGUUAAUUUUUUCUCUUUUUAAGUAUUGCGAACAAAGUAAAAAUAGAGAAACCUAUAUUGUGUAAAAAAAAAAAAAAAAAAAGAAUACAAUAAA
This is a messenger RNA of Epinephelus fuscoguttatus (brown-marbled grouper), 2760 nucleotides long. RefSeq names its product protein phosphatase 3 catalytic subunit alpha. The coding region runs from base 228 to 1826 and encodes 532 amino acids. The record is from RefSeq and is a predicted model, not a curated record. Gene Ontology annotation, cellular component: cytoplasm; cytosol; calcineurin complex. Gene Ontology annotation, biological process: calcineurin-NFAT signaling cascade. Gene Ontology annotation, molecular function: calmodulin-dependent protein phosphatase activity; calmodulin binding. Lineage: Eukaryota; Metazoa; Chordata; Actinopteri; Perciformes; Serranidae. The transcript is spliced from 15 exons.